GUGCUCUUCCUUCAAACCAGCGCGCACACAGCUCCGCGGAACCUGUGGGCCGCGGCUGGGGUUCCUGCCGGAAUUAGCCGGCGGCGCACUCGGACAUGGCUGCGCCUAUACUGAAGGGUGUUCGUGAGCUGAUGAGGCUUGUGGACUUGGCGCUGGUCCCGCGGAGACAUCGACAUAAGAAGAAAUGGGCUGCCACCGAACCCAAAUUCCCUGCCAGUCAACUGGCUCUGCAGAAUUUUGACAUGACCUACAGUGUGCAGUUUGGGGAUCUUUGGCCAUCUAUCCGUGUCAGUCUCCUCUCAGAGCAGAAGUAUGGUGCUCUGGUCAAUAAUUUUGCUGCUUCAGAUCAUGUGAGUGCUAAGUUGGAGCAGCUGAAUGCCAAGGAUUUUGUGAAUGAAGCCAUCUCCCACUGGGAUCCGGAGGCUGAGAGUGACCAUUCUGUAGCUCCAUCCACAGCCUGCAGUCCGAACCUUCGAUGCUUCACUUUUGCCAGAGGGGAUGUCAGCCGCUUCCCUCCUGCCAGACUUGGCAGCCUGGGUGUCCUGGACUACUACCUGAUGGAUGCCGCCUCCUUGCUACCUGUCCUGGCUCUUGGCCUUCACCCCGGGGACACUGUGCUUGACCUGUGUGCAGCCCCUGGGGGAAAGACACUAGCGUUGCUUCAAACUCUGUGUUGCCGCAACCUUGCUGCCAACGAUCUGUCCACUUCUCGGACAGGUAGACUACGGAAGGUCCUUCAAAGCUAUGUGCCUCAAGGUAUCAGGGAAAGGAAUCAAAUUCGAGUCACUUCUUGGGACGGAAGGAAGUGGGGAGAACUGGAAGGGGACACUUAUGACCGAGUACUGGUAGAUGUGCCCUGUACCACAGACCGCCACUCGCUUCAUGAGGAAGAGAAUAACAUUUUUCAACGGUCAAGGAAGAAGGAGCGACAGAUGUUGCCUAUGCUGCAAUUGCAGCUACUAGCGGCUGGACUUCUUGCCACCAAACCAGGAGGCCACGUUGUCUAUUCCACUUGCUCACUGUCACAUUUACAGAACGAGUAUGUGGUGCAAGGCACCAUUGAGCUUCUGGCCAACCAAUACAGCAUCAAGGUUCAGGUGGAAGACCUGUCUCACUUCCGAAAACUUUUCAUGGACACAUUCUGUUUCUUUCAAUCCUGCCAGGUUGGCGAGCUGGUAUUGCCAAACCUGAUAGCCAAUUUUGGGCCUAUGUACUUCUGCAAAAUGCGUAGGCUGACAUAGCAUCACCCUGUUCCUGAAGUAGGAAGACAAAGGGUGUAUUCUGUUGGAGGAACCAGAAACCAAGACCAUUGGCAGAUACACACUGUGGAUCCUGUCUCCAUCUUCCAGUUUUUAUGAAGACAGUUUUAAGCAGUAGGAAUUAGGAGUUUGUAUGUCCUGAUGUCCAAUUGUGGAGCAUCAGCAGGUUUCUAGCUCACUUAUACCUCUGCCCCGCCUCCACAUCUGUGCUAAAGGUUGCUACCCUGUUUGAGGGUUAGCAGGAGGAACGAAUGAGCAGGCCUACACUAUAAGCUGUAAACUUGGGAAGAAGCAGUUAGCCAAUAAAAUUGUUGAUGCUCCAUAGAUCUGGGGCUAUUAUUGGGGGCUUCAUGUCAGUCCAGGUCCUGUUUUAGUUCUGUUUGUUCCCAGCUGCAGCUGCUGAAUACUAGCUCCAAGGUGCCUGAGCCUGGUUACAGGCCUCUGGUUAUAGCUCCUCCCUCACACUUGAGGUAAGUUCCUCUUGAUUAGUUGACAGGCCCAGCAAGCCUUCCUAGUUCCCCGUGAUCUAAUUUGAAGAGCAAGUAACUAAAUAUGUUAAGCCUGUGCAUGAUAAUCUUCUUACUCAUAUUGAGAAAGCUCUCCUGAGCUGAAUAAUUCUGACCGUUCCUUCUGCUGUCAGUGACACUACUGUGUGGCUGGAGAAACUGCUUCUCCUAUAGGGAUGUCACACUCUUGUGCAUUUCUUCCUUUGUUCCUUCUUCUAGCAGCAAACAUGGCAUGAGCUCCUGUGGGACAGGGAGCUAGAGAGCUGUUAAGAGUAUUUGGGAACUCACCUCAUUUUGCUGAAGUAUCUGGGCAUCUCCUAAUGUUUUGCUUUGUGGUACUAGAGAUUGAACUGAGGACCUUAUGCAGUUUUUGUUCUUGUUUCUAAUCUGUGGCUGAGCUCUGGUGCCUGUCCUUUAGCCCACUUCCAAAUCCCUCAGUGCUUUUCCCAGCAUCACUGGAAUUCACUUCUCACAAUGUGCUUGAGGGCAACAUUACAUAAUUUACUGAUAGCAUGACGGUUAUGUAGUUAUAUUUUUGUAACAUUAGCCUUAAAAAAGAUAACCUUUAUUCUAGGAACCAGCCUACAAGCUCAGACCUCACCAAGGGGUGACGAGGAUGAAAAAUAGACACAGAAUCAGGUUAAAAUCUGGGGGGCCAGGGAACUCACGUUUCCCUUCUGCAUAGAGCCCCAAGUGACUGGCAAACCUUGGCUUUAUUUAGUCAGACACGGGCACAAGCAAUUAGAGUUACACAGGAUUCAUCUGUCUCCCUUCUACCAUGGUACUUGUCAAACAGUCUCAGGUGUUUUUACUUUUCCCUGCAGUUGUCAGCCCUCUUUCUUAGUGCUCACUGAAGAAACCAAUUAGGCCUCAGACUUCCCAGCUGGUCACCCACACUUUAUGGCAGAGAUAUUAAAACUUGCUCAUGGGCUGGGGAUUUAGCUCAGUGGCUCCUCACCUGCCCUGAAAGCGCAAGGUCCUGAGUUUGAUCCCUGGUACUCCAAAAACAAAACAAACUUAUGAUCCUUCUGCCUCAGCCUCCCAGAGUAAUGCGAUUACAGGUGUGUGCCACCAUGCUUGACUUCCAUCAGUUUUUAAUGUGUUUAUUAAGGUUUUGUUUAAUUUUUUGGUCAGCGCUAGAGAUUGAAUGGAGGUCCUUGUGCAUCCCAAGCAAGUGCUGUAGCACUAAGCUACCUUCCCAGCUCUAAUGAGUUUUGGUAAUUGUUUUUCUUUUCCUUUUCUUUUUUCCAGUACCAGGGAUUGGACUCAGGACCUUGCACUUUCGAGGCAGGCAAGGUGCCACUGAGCUAAAUCUCCAGCCCAGUAAUUGUGUAUAAUAGUGUACCCAUGAUCACCAUCAAGAAGUAGAAAUUGGGCCGGGGAUUUAGCUCAGUGGUUUUGCUGCCUGCUGCGCAAGCGCAAGAGCCCGAGUUCAAUCCCCGGUACUAAAAAAAAAAAAAGUAGAAAUUAAUUCCAUCUCCUAAAAUAUUUCCUUUUGUUUCUUUGCAUUCAUUCCCUUCUGUUCCAGGUCACAGGUAACUACUGAUUUUUUGUCACUAUAUUUUGCCUUUUUUUUUUUUUGGUACCAGGGCUUGAACUCAGGAUCUUGCGCUUGCGAGGCAGGUGUGGUGCCACUGAGCUAAAUCCCUGGACCUAUAUUUUGCCUUUUAUAGAAUUUGAUAUUGUGGAUGAUAGAGUUGAUUUGCUACUGGAUUGCCAGAACUUCAUAUUUAUCUUUGAGACACCUGAAUGUCUAGCUUUUCCACUCUUGGACAAAAUAAGGGUAUUGGGAUUUACAAUGUCUGCUUAAAAUCUGACUGUCCUCUGGUAGCCCCCAGGAUUACUUUCUUUAAUGAUAGUUUGCAACUGGUCUAGCUGCUUAUGUGUGUGUGGCUUGAUUACAUGGUCAGAGGAGUGUGAAAACCUUCCUGGGAACUUUCUUUGUAAGCAGCACAGGUUUAUUUUUAUCUCACAGUUUGUAGAGAUUUCAGUCAUAGUCUGCUGGCUCCAAGGCAAGGUGGCAUGGCAGAGGGGCACUGCAGAGAAACAGUCCAUGGCAGUACAGGCAGGAAGCAGCACUGAAGCCUGCCUUCUUUCUUUCCCUUUAUAUUGGGAACUUCUGAUUUGAGCUUUCCCAAAGCAAGGAUUCUUCACACAGAUCAUAGUGAUUCAGGCACAGACCCCCUCUCAGUGCAGUCCACAUGUGAAUAAGGGCCACUGGGAUCUUGUACAUGGGAUGUCUCAGAUUCCUGAUGCUUACCUGCAUAGUCUUUAUCUUGCUGCUCUGUAUCCUUUGCCUUUAAAUUAAAAGCUGAGGGGCUGGGGAUUUAGCUCAGUGGUUCUGCCGCCUGCCUCGAAAGUGCAAGGACCCGAGUUCGAUCCCCAGAACCAAAAAAAGAAAAAAAGCUGAGAUGACUAUACUCUGUGGAUGCUGGUGAAUCUUUUCAAAUACUUGACCUUGGGAAAUGAAACAUAUAGUAUAAUCUUUUGUGUUGGACUUCUUCAAGUUAGUGCUGUAUAAUGUUUUUGAAAAUACUAUUGAUGAUUUGUUCCUUUUUAUUGUUGACUUGUGUUCCAUAGAUAUAGAUAAAUCACAGUUUGUGAA
Molecule: messenger RNA, 4370 nt
Organism: Heterocephalus glaber (naked mole-rat)
Lineage: Eukaryota; Metazoa; Chordata; Mammalia; Rodentia; Bathyergidae
Gene: Nsun4
Product: NOP2/Sun RNA methyltransferase 4
Biological process (GO): rRNA methylation
Cellular component (GO): mitochondrial large ribosomal subunit
Molecular function (GO): RNA methyltransferase activity
Source: RefSeq, a predicted model, not a curated record